Messenger RNA from Branchiostoma floridae (Florida lancelet), 4728 nucleotides. RefSeq names its product kinesin-like protein KIF2A. Gene Ontology annotation, biological process: microtubule-based movement. Bases 145 to 2397 code for a protein of 750 amino acids. Gene Ontology annotation, molecular function: microtubule motor activity; microtubule binding; ATP binding. NCBI's taxonomy places the organism in Eukaryota, Metazoa, Chordata, Leptocardii, Amphioxiformes, Branchiostomatidae. The record is from RefSeq and is a predicted model, not a curated record. The transcript is spliced from 22 exons.
UGCGCGACUAAACUUUCAAAAAAUAUUCAACCGAUGUGAUUCAGCGUAGAGACUGACAGAAGACCGUGUUUAGUACAUAUUUCGGGCGACUUUGUUUGCAAAAUUUGCACAGAAUUGAAAGAGAAGAAAGUUUAAGCUCUCAAAAUGGACUGGGGCGGCCUAAAAGUCGGCGUCAGCGUGCGAAUCCAGCGUAGUGACGGGCGCAUCCAUGCAGCCAUCGUGAGCGGUUUGAAUGAUGAGCAGGAGAGUGUGACAGUAGAGUGGUUCGAGAGGGGAGAGACCAAGGGCAAGGAGAUUGAGGUAGAGAACAUCUUUGCCCUGAAUGCUGCCCUGAAGCCUGCUACACAAGUAUCCCAUGCUGAGGUCCAACAACCUUCUGCCAAGGUAACACCUUCUCGCCCGUCGAUGGCAGUUCAGCAAGCCCGCAGCAUUACACCGAGGGACCAAGAGUCAAGAAGAACUAUGAGACGAUCCUCUAGUAGAACAGAUUCUCUUCGACGUUCCAGUGCCAAGGCAGUCCCCACUGCCAAAUCGCGCCCCACCAUCGUCCCACCAGCACAGAAUGGUGACGCUGCCCCGGUUGCACCCCCCGCUGCUGUGGAGGCAGUCAAGAAGCAGGCUAUCCCAGCAUCCCGCAGACGCUCCAACUGUGUGAAGGAGGUGGAGAGGUUGAAGCAGGACCGCGAGGAGCGGCGGAAGCGGAUGGAAGACGAGAAGAAGCGCCGCACGAACGACCCGGACUACGAGCCUGGCAACCCCAACUGGGAGUUCCUACAGAUGGUCCGAGCCUUCCGUUCCAACCUGGACAUCAAAACUAUCACUAAUGCUGACCCUAUUGAGGACCACCAGAUCUGUGUAUGUGUCAGGAAAAGACCACUGAACAAGAAGGAGAUGGCCAAGAAGGAAGUGGACGUCAUCACAACUCCAGACAAACACAACACAGUGGUCCAUGAGUGUAAACUGAAGGUGGACCUGACCAAGUACUUGGAGAAUCACACCUUCCGAUUUGACUAUUCCUUUGACGAUUCAGCUUCAAACGAGACAGUUUACAGAUACACAGCCAAGCCUUUAGUGGAAACCAUAUUUGAGAGAGGCAUGGCCACUUGUUUUGCCUAUGGACAGACUGGAAGUGGCAAAACCCAUACAAUGGGCGGAGACUUCAAGGGUAAGGACCAGGACACGUCCAAGGGCAUCUAUGCACUCGCUGCUCGUGAUGUCUUCAAGCUGCUAAACUCUGCAGCCUACAAAAACCAAGACCUGAUCGUUGGCUGUAGCUUCUUUGAGAUCUAUGGUGGAAAGGUGUUUGACCUUCAGAACAAGAAGCACAAGCUGCGUGUCCUUGAGGAUGGGAAGCAGCAGGUGCAGGUGGUCGGGCUGACAGAGAAACAUGUCACCACCGUGGACGACGUGCUCAAACUCAUCACCGAGGGCAACAGGACGAGGACGUCCGGGCAGACAUCAGCCAAUCAGCACUCCUCGCGCUCACACGCAGUCUUUCAGAUGAUCCUGCGAAAGAGGGCAACAAGAAAAAUGUUUGGAAAGUUCUCCCUGAUCGACUUGGCAGGUAAUGAGAGAGGUGCAGACACCAUCAGCUCGGACCGACAGACACGGAUGGAGGGAGCCGAGAUCAACAAGAGUUUACUCGCUCUCAAGGAGUGUAUACGUGCCCUCGGCCGGCCUAACUCCGUCCACACACCCUUCCGUGCCAGUAAGCUGACCCAGGUACUCAGAGACUCCUUCAUUGGGGAGAGGUCCAAGACAUGCAUGAUUGCUAUGAUCUCUCCAGGGUCGAGCAGCUGUGAACACACCCUCAACACUCUCAGAUAUGCCGACAGGGUUAAGGAGUAUGGAUGCACACCCCUGGCCCUCCAGGAGUAUGAACAGGAUGCCUCAAACCAGCAUGGCCCUUACGGUCUCCUCAGUCCUGGCUAUGACCCAGGCAGUCCUGAGGUUAAGGAGCUGGGUCCAGGCGACCCGGGUGCCCCGGGCCCGUCUCAGGGUCUGUCCGCCAUCCCGGAGAACAGCCGCAACAACAGCCUGUCUCCGCAGAACUCUGACCUGCAGCUGCUGGCCACCCAGAACGAGGGGGAGGUGUCGUUUGAGCUGCUGCACUUUCACGAGGCACUGCAGGAGCUGCAGGAGAUGGAAGAACAGGUUGUGGAGGACCACAGGAGCGCCUUACAGGAAAUGGAGGAGAUGGUGAUUGUAGAACGGGGCCUGCUGGAGAUGGCUGAUGAAGUGGACUAUGAUGUGGAAGCCUACUCAUCUACACUGUCUGACCUGCUGGACAAGAAGAUUCAGAAGUGGAGUGAGCUGAAGCAGAAACUGGACACUUUCCGCAUCAAGAUGAAAGAGGAAGAAAUCGCCAGCAAAAACAUUAAGCGGCCCCCAUUGUAAAGAACCCUUACCACACAGGAAGAACCCCCCUGUCAUCAGAAAUGGUGUGAUCUAAGAUCAGAUCUUUUCAACAAGACUGGUAGAUUGUUCCAUUCUUGGAAAGGGUGGGUUGUGUAAAAAAAAAACUUCCCUUGUGCACUGGUUGGCAUUUUGAUGCAAGCUUUUCCCCAUAGUAUAGAGCAAGUUGGACCAAGCCAUUUUGGAUAAGGUAUUUUGAAAACUGAUAGAAAGCUGCAUUUAGGUAUCUAAUUUCUCCAUCAAAAUUGUGGUACCAUUGUCCUUAGAGGUCAAUUUCACUUGUCUAAUCUUCUACAUGUCGUUUACAGCUUCCCAUUUUCUACACAAAGUGAAAUGAUUUAUUUAUUGAUUACUUAAUUUAUAGUUUAGUUUCCUUAUCUUAAUUUUUACUAACAAUGUUUUUCCAACCCAAACUUGCAAAAAGAUGUAACAAACCAUUACCCACAAUGUUGUCAUGGUGGCAGAUAACUUGAAAUCUUAUUCCCACUAGCUCAUUUUUCUGAAAAGUAUCUGGUGGAAAAAUUGCUGUUGCAUGAAGAAUACCCAGUUUGUUAUUCUGCAGGGGAGACCUUAGUUCAAGCUAUUUGAAUGCAUUUUCGCAUGUAAACUGUUGCUCUUUUGCUUGUGAAAAAAACAAAACAAUUUCAGGCUUUGCAGAAGACACCCUGAGUUUGAGGGCAUUUUGAUAGAAAGUUUAAUUUAAGCAUUUUUCUAUAUUAGAAUUUUAAACAAAAGUGUCUAUUGAAGGUGUGAAAAAGACCUGCAUGCCCAAGUUUCCAACAGCAGGGCUCUAUCUCAAGUAAUCAUGGCAAUAAGUUGGUCUGGAAUCUAUUUGUCUAUGUUUCUGAACCUUUGUAGGGACACAAUAAGAACAGGUAUACCUGCUUGCUACUUUGUGGUCAAGUAAUACUUUUUUACCUAUGGCUAUGCAGUUAGAUUUGUUGAGCAAACCUCACACAGUCUUUUUACUGGAUAACUUGUUUCAAAGUUCCAAAGAGAUGGCCUACUUUCUGAAGGCACAAAUUUAAAUAAACCACUUGUAUUCACUAUUGGUUGACACAGAAGGCAGUUUACUAGCCUGGCAUUCACAGAAAGCUUGUGCUACAUUUGAAUGAUAGCGUCAUCCAUACACACUGGUAAUCUCGCGAAACAGUAGACAAAUAUGUUACAGUGUACAGCUUUAUAUAUUAUACAUGCAAGCUAUGCUUGCUGCAAUUCUACUAUGGGUUUACUCUUCCAAAUGUUCAUAUUUUCUGUGUUACAAAUAGAUAUUACACCAUAGUUACACUCUGUGCUCGUGUAGACAAAUCCUAUAUAUGAAUGUAAUAACACUCCAUGAAAUUGCAGUUAAUUAUAACACAAAUAUAGGGUUUUAACCGCACUGCAAAGACUUGGAGUUGAAAGUUUUUCAAAAUCCAUGCUUUAAAACCACUUGUUGUGCCAUGCUUUAUACAAUGCUCACAUGGUUAGAACUUGAUCUGAAUGCAAAAUGAAAUUACAAAAAUAUGAAAAAGAAUGCUUGAGGUUCACCCUUAGGUAAAUCUUGGAUCUUAAAAUGUGUACAGUUCAUAUGAAUCUUGAAGCAGCAUUAGGAGUACUGCUAGGGGUUUGGUAACUUCUAAAGGGGGGGAUAAAAAAACCUUGAUACACGUAGACCGUUUUGCUGCGACUCAAAUUUGGCCGUGUUUUCUGAAGUAUGUAGUAUGUGUUAGCAAUGUUGUGAAGUGAGUACGAGCUUGUCUGGCACUGGAAACUAGGUACUGUGUACCUCCCGCACCCUGCUAUAGAACUCGGGGGGUUACGUCGUAGCCGCCUCAGGUUCAAAGUGCCUCAGCUGUUGUGUGUGUGAAUUGUGAAUGAUGUGUACAAACUUUAUCCGUAUAUUACCAAUGGAAUCUAAUUGCAAAAACAAAGUUUUAAGCCUUAAGUUGAAAGAUGUGGAGAAAGAGCUGUUAUUUACAGAACUGAAGAUUUACGUACAUAAAUCUCUACGUGGUUUUAUUUUGAAAGUGUGGGCAUUUACUUCUCUGUAACAAUGAGUGGUAAAAUGUCCCUUUGCGGACUUCUUUUGUCACUACAACUUCCUCUCUAAAGUAACAAAACUCUUGUGUACAGAAAUGGCUAUGUUACCCCUGAAUACAUUCUCGAUUCUCUACAAUUUUACUUCUGGAAAAGGGAUAUUUUGCUUCUCUGUUACUUUCACAGAAUGGCAAAGUACAUGUAAUCAAAUGCUCUAUUUACCUCCUAUGACCUGAUUGUUAUGUUUGCACAAUUGUAUAUACUUUGUUAUGAAUAAAUAAAGGAUUGCAAGCA